Tuber melanosporum (Perigord truffle) is the source of this 717-nucleotide messenger RNA. RefSeq lists its product as uncharacterized. Gene Ontology annotation, cellular component: Ino80 complex. NCBI's taxonomy places the organism in Eukaryota, Fungi, Ascomycota, Pezizomycetes, Pezizales, Tuberaceae. The record is from RefSeq and is a predicted model, not a curated record. Gene Ontology annotation, biological process: chromatin remodeling. Bases 70 to 483 code for a protein of 137 amino acids. The transcript has a single exon.
CCACACACGACCACUACACCACAACCACCCCACCACCCCACAGGGAAGAAAGAGAAAAAGUCCCUACAAAUGGCACCCCCCGCCGCACCCCCCCAAACAAACAUCGUCCUCGACGAACUGGACAUAACUCCCCACCCACGCCCCUUCAAAAAUCCAAACUGGAAACCCCCCCACCGGCGCACGAAAACUCUCAAGCAGAUCCUCUCCGACGCCACACGUACCGCGGCCACCGGCGAAGGAGGCACAACGCCAGCGACGGGGCCGAUGCAAACGACGUACGCAAACAUCGAGUCGGCGCCGUCGCUGCAUCCCGCGCAUUCGAAGAAGUGGUGCGAUAUCACAGGAUUGCCGGCCAAGUACACGGACCCGAAGACGAAGCUUAGAUAUGCAGAUAAGGAGGUUUACACCGUUAUACGGAUGCUGCCGCCCGGUAGUGCGGAGAAGUAUUUGGAGUUGAGGGGGGCGAAUGUUGUGCUUAAGUGAUUGGGGGCUUACAGGUGGAAUGAGGGAUGAGGAGGGAGACAUUGCACGAUAGGGCUGGAUGUUGAUAUCGAAUUCACUGCCUGACAGAUAGUGGGAUUAGGGGGAUGUUGUGAUACGGCGGCUUGGGCCGCUAAGCGGGGAUUGGAGUGGAGCCAGGAGGGAGACCGCUCAAACCACUCAAACCCUUGAGUUUAACUUUGUGUUUUGUUAUCCGUUUAUCAUAAGGCUGGCGUA